Laccaria bicolor S238N-H82 is the source of this 174-nucleotide messenger RNA. RefSeq lists its product as uncharacterized. The coding region runs from base 1 to 174 and encodes 57 amino acids. Lineage: Eukaryota; Fungi; Basidiomycota; Agaricomycetes; Agaricales; Hydnangiaceae. The transcript has a single exon. The record is from RefSeq and is a predicted model, not a curated record.
AUGGUGUUUCGGAAUUUCCCGGUCGGUACCCCUUGCAUUAGGGAGCGCGUAGCAGAAGGGGAGAUUGGGCUUGUUCAAAUCCCGUCCGAAGAAAACCUCGCUGACAUUUUCACCAAGCCACUCCCCCGCGUUGUACAUCAAAAGCUCGUACGAGCACUCAAACUCGACACUUAG